AUGAUGAAUAACAACAACUUAUCGUUAGAUGAAAAAUAAAAUGAUAAUGAUGAGAACAAAAAUGAAAGGGGAAAUAAAGAAAAUGUUUAAAUAGAGAAAAAGAAAAUUUAAACAAUGUAAAAGUAAGAAUAGCAAACAACAGCUAAUUUGUAAAAUAAUUAAAAAAAAGACAAACUCUACACUAGCGAAGAAGAUGAAAAGAUUGUUGUCGGCUUUAAAACAUAUAUCGAUAACUUAAAGUUUUGGUAAGAAACAAAGUAAAUUGACUUAAGAUACAGAUCACCUGUUUUUACUUUCUUCAAUCAAACAACUUAAGGAGUUUUACCAAUUAAAAUCUACUAAAAGCAGGAACUUUUCUCUUAAAACUUUGAUUAUAUAUUGAACAAUUCCCUACGUACUUCGUUUACAUACUGGAAUAAUUCAAGAGCUUUUGGAUACUAUGUUAACUUAGUUACUACAAUAGCAUCUAUAAUUGGUGUUUUCAUGCUACUUGCAAUUAACUAAGAUCCUUCAACACUAGGAUAAACAAUUAUUUACUUUUUAAGUAUCAGUGACAACAUAUAAUGGGGAUUAAGAUAAAUGAUUUAAACGGAUGUUUCUAUGUCCAGCGCUUACAGAGCUAUGAAUAAGACAUUAAUUGAAUCAGAACCUGCUUUGAGAACAGAGUAUGACUCAAAUAAGAUUCUGCAAAAUCGCAAAAUAAAAGAGUCUUUCCCAACUAAAGGAGUAGUUGAAUUUAAUAAUAUAGAUGGUCACAACAUAAACGAUUUGGGACUCCAUACUUUGAGAGGAGGAAUUAGCAUAAUUCCACAGGUACCUUUUAUUUUCUCUGGUACUAUAAGAAGAAAUUUAGAUCCAUUAAAUCUAUUCUCAGAUGAAUAAAUUAUUGCUACUUUAUAAGACAUUAAUUUGAAAGAAAAAGUAACUAGUUUGCCUAAUGGUAUUAACACUGAUAUGACCAAUUCUGCAGAGAUAUUUAGUACAGGCUAAAAAUAGCUUAUAUGUUUAGGUAGAGCAUAGUUAAGAUAAAGUAAGAUCAUUGUGCUUGACGAAGCCACAGCUAAUUGCGAUAUGUAAACUGAUGAAUUAAUACAAAGUAAAAUUAGAGAAAAAUUCAGUAAUUCAACUGUGAUUACUGUCUCUCAUAGGUUAAAUACUAUAGCAGAUUAUGAUAAAAUUGUGGUAAUGGAUAAAGGUGUGGCUAUAGAAUCUGGAAAACCCUAUGAUUUAUGA
This is a messenger RNA of Tetrahymena thermophila SB210, 1233 nucleotides long. Its product is annotated as ABC transporter C family protein. Gene Ontology annotation, cellular component: membrane. Gene Ontology annotation, biological process: transmembrane transport. Gene Ontology annotation, molecular function: ATP hydrolysis activity; ATP binding; ATPase-coupled transmembrane transporter activity. The transcript has 4 exons. The record is from RefSeq and is a predicted model, not a curated record. NCBI's taxonomy places the organism in Eukaryota, Ciliophora, Oligohymenophorea, Hymenostomatida, Tetrahymenidae.